Molecule: messenger RNA, 228 nt
Organism: Penicillium antarcticum
Lineage: Eukaryota; Fungi; Ascomycota; Eurotiomycetes; Eurotiales; Aspergillaceae
Exons: 2
Coding region: 1-228 (75 amino acids)
Source: RefSeq, a predicted model, not a curated record
AUGGAGGAGCAUGCUGGCUGUUGGUUUGUUGACACCGAGGCGCCUCCAGGGACAAGUAUAAAGCAUGUCUUACUGAUCGACGCGGCUUAUGGUGCGCCCAUGCAUGAGUAUACAUUGGGACAAAGGAUGAUUUCACUGCAUGACAGUGGUGUUCGCUUUGAACAGUGGCUGGUUACCCCUGAACUUGAUGAUCUCAUUGGGUUGGACUGGCAAGCUGGGCGCCUUUAA